AUGACUAAACGAUUCUUGCAUAGUAUUGGCAGCGAGAUUAAACAAAGUCAUCCCUGCCUCUUACUCGACUCCAUAUCAUCGAAGCCAUACAUCCUGGCUUCUUUUGAGGAGCACACCUUCGAGGACGCCUAUCUUCUCCCAGGCAUCUCCAAAGUUGUUCUUACCCACGCUACCCUCCUUGCACCGCUCGAUACCGUCCAACUCAUUCAGUACCGCUCUAUAUCUGUCUUUUCCACAUCCGGCGAUCGGCUCUACUACGUCCAGAGCAUCACCGCUCGGGUAGAAGGGAUCCAAGGUUGGAACACCAUCCACGGUGACGACGCGGGUCCACCUCCACCUCCAGCACAGCAUUCAACUCCACAACCAAGCUCUCAAACAGCAGGCAACACAAUGGCGCAAACCAUGCCCAACAUGCCCUACCGGGGCCACAACACAAUGCACGGCUACGACGCCGGACCACCACCACCGUACGCAGCAAGCGGCUUCUCCAUGCCCCAAUAUCCCGGCAUGCCAGGCUUCAUCCAACCCCCCACGGCCGUCUACCAACCGCCCAUACCCUAUAUGCAACCCAUGAUGCCCGGCUUCCCCUACAACACCACGCACCCCUCCAUGGGCCCCCCCACCAACCUUGGAUUUCCUGGAAUCCACCUCCAAAACCACCUCGGCGGGAUCGGAGUCCCUCCAGGCUACAACUAUAUCUUCCCGUCGGAGCACACCAUAAUCCACGUCCUCAAAACAGCCACCAAACCCUGGCAAGCCGACCAAACAAUCCACGGCAUCGACCCCUCUACGCACACCAAGUUCUACGUUCCGGUCGAGAUGAACGUCAAGGAGUUCAUGAAGCGGAUCGGCUGUGACGAUGCUGACGAUAAGAAGAACGUUGUGUAUGAGGUCGUCGAAAAAGGGAAUGGGAAGUGGGCGGUGGGAAUGAAGAUUAAUAUGGAUGAUAAGGAUAAGAUGAAGAAUACAUUGGGCAAGUUUGGCUGGAAUAAGCAACGGAACGGGAAUUUGUCGAGGGGUGGGAGACCCAUUGUUUGGUUGUGGAGGGAGAAAGGGGAGUAAGUUGAAUGAUGGCAAGCCGCUGCGACAUGAGGUUUGGUGGUUCUGGAAGAGAGUCCUGAAAUUUGUACUGAAGCUGUAUAAGAUUUGAGAGUGAUGUCUUAGCCAUUGAUGUUAGCAUGACUUAUGGUUGAGUUAACGGUUUUCAGCACUUUCGUUAGCUACCAAGGAAUUCAAUUAAGCUUACAAUAUCCC
Molecule: messenger RNA, 1254 nt
Organism: Cadophora gregata
Lineage: Eukaryota; Fungi; Ascomycota; Leotiomycetes; Helotiales; Ploettnerulaceae
Exons: 2
Coding region: 1-1062 (353 amino acids)
Source: RefSeq, a predicted model, not a curated record